AUGCGCAUCCCGCUGCAACAUCAAGAGUGCCACGAACGAAGUGUGGGUGCAGAGCAAGCAGUGCUGAGUGCUGAGCGCAAAGCCCCAGUUUGGUCAUGGAACCGUGCCCAAUGCACUUGCUUGCAGGUGCUGAAGUACUUGCUGCAGGACCUCGGAGAUGAGCACCGGGAUCUCCUGGAUAAGCCAGCUGUCGGAGAUGCCACGCCGCUUUUCAUCGCAUCGCAGAACGGCCACCGUGGCGUUGUCGCGCUGCUGCUGCAAAUGCGAGCCCAGUACAAACCCACGGAGGAUCUCUCCAGCCCACUCCUAGUAGCUGCACAGAACGGCCACCUGCAGGUGGUCGAGAUUUUGUGGGAGAUGCUGAAGGAAGACGCUGGCCUGAACAUGUCAAAGCGUGGCGGCGCCACCCCGCUGUACAUCGCUUGCCAAAAUGGCCAUCUGGAUGUGGUAAAGAAGCUGAUCGACCUAGAAGCGGAGGUCAACAAAUGCCUCGACACUCACGAGACCCCUCUUUUCAUUGCUUGCCAAGGGGGAUACUUAGACGUCGUCACGGUCUUGAUGGAGAAAAAGGCGGAUGUAGAUAAGGCCAAGCAAGAUGGUGCUUCACCGCUCUACAUCGCGUGUCAAAAUGGCCACGUGGAGGUCGUGCGGUACUUGCUCGUCGUUUCGACUCGUAAGCCAGACAAGAACCAAGCCAACACCAACCAGGAACCUUGGCCGAAAAAGCGCACUCGUCUUUCCUUGUGCAUAGCAUCUGCGAGCAUAAGCCCUUCAAGCUUGAUCUCUGCAUUCAGAAGCAGUGUGACCAAGGCCACUCCGCUCUUCAUUGCGUCCCAGAAGGGCCACCAGAUCAUCGUGGAGCUCCUCCUGCACGACCCGGCCGCGGAAGUUGACAAAGCGCUGAAGAGCGGCGCAACGCCCUUCUACAUCGCCGCCCUGAAAGGCCAUCCGGGCGUCCUCCAGCGACUUCGAGAAGCUGGAGCUGCACUGAACUCGACACCCAAGCAUGGCGCCACGCCCGUCUCGGCCGCCGUGCAGAACGGCCACCUGGAGGUGCUUCAGCUUCUCAUCGAGAUGAGGGCCGAUCUUGGCAAGCCUAACGCUGACGGCAUGAGCCCCUUGCAUCUUGGCGGCGCCUGA
Messenger RNA from Symbiodinium natans, 1140 nucleotides. NCBI's taxonomy places the organism in Eukaryota, Dinophyceae, Suessiales, Symbiodiniaceae. The record is from the annotation of a GenBank genome assembly.